This is a messenger RNA of Oryctolagus cuniculus (rabbit), 2855 nucleotides long. It is a transcript of the gene TARS3, whose product is annotated as threonyl-tRNA synthetase 3. Gene Ontology annotation, molecular function: threonine-tRNA ligase activity; ATP binding. Gene Ontology annotation, cellular component: cytoplasm; mitochondrion. The record is from RefSeq and is a predicted model, not a curated record. NCBI's taxonomy places the organism in Eukaryota, Metazoa, Chordata, Mammalia, Lagomorpha, Leporidae. Gene Ontology annotation, biological process: threonyl-tRNA aminoacylation.
CGUUCGGUGGCGGUGGCGUUCACCGCGCCGGGUCGCCGCGUUCGCCGCGUUCGCCGCGUUCGCCGCAGCCGCCGCCCCGGCCGCCCCCGCCCCCGCGGCUUGAGGAGCGCGGGCGCCAUGGCGGCGGAGGCGCUGGCGGCCGAGGCCGUGGCUUCGCGCCUGCAGCGGCAGGAGGAGGACAUCCGCUGGCUGUGGGCGGAGGUCCGGCGCCUGAGGGACGAGCAGCUGAGCGCGGCCGACCGCUGCCCGGCCGAGGGGCCGUGCCUGACGCGGGAGGUGGCGCAGCUGCGGGCGGAGAACCGCGACCUGCGCCGCCGCCUGUGCCGCCUGCGGCUGAGCGUCGCCGAGGAGCUGAGCCGCGGGGCGCCGGGGGCGGCCGACGCGCAGCCUCCCAGUCAAAGCCAAGACGAAGACACUGACAAGAAGAAAAUGAAGGAAAGUGGGCCUGACAGCGAGGUGCAGCGCCGGCCACAUUUCAUAAAAGAAAGGUUGGAGCUCUUCCAAGCGUUGAAGGAAGAUUCACAGGCCCUGCUUCCGGUCGGUGAACAGGAGGACGCCGGCAGUGCACUCACAGUGAGGGUGGCUGGUGGCGAGACGGUGGAAGGGGCCCGUGGGAGGACAACGCCGUAUCAGGUGGCUGCUGCGAUUAGCCGAGAGCUGGCGGAGAGCGCUGUGGUCGCCAAGGUGGACGGGGAGCUGUGGGACCUGGACCGCCCUCUGCAGGGGGACUGCACCCUGGAGCUGCUCACGUUCCACAGCGAGGAAGCCCAGGCUGUGUACUGGCACUCCAGCGCUCACGUUCUCGGGGAGGCCAUGGAACUCUACUACGGAGGCCACCUGUGCUACGGUCCGCCCAUCGAGAACGGAUUUUAUUAUGACAUGUUCAUUGAAGACAGAGCCGUGUCCAGCACGGAGCUGCCGGCCCUGGAGAACAUGUGCAAAGCUAUCAUCAAAGAAAGGCAGCCUUUUGAAAGACUGGAAGUCAGCAAGGAAGUCCUCCUGGAGAUGUUUAAGUACAAUAAAUUUAAGUGCCGCAUUCUGAAUGAGAAGGUUGACACUCCGACAACCACGGUUUACAGGUGCGGUCCACUGGUUGACCUUUGUAAAGGGCCCCACGUGAGACACACUGGGAAGAUCAAAGCCAUCAAAAUUUUCAAGAAUUCUUCAACUUACUGGGAGGGCAGUCCUGAGAUGGAGACCCUGCAGAGGAUCUACGGGAUCUCCUUUCCCGAUAACAAGAUGAUGAAAACCUGGGAGCAGGUCCAGGAGGAGGCCAAGAACCGAGAUCACAGGAAAAUCGGGAAGGAGCAGGAGCUUUUCUUCUUCCACGAUGUCAGCCCUGGAAGCUGUUUCUUCCUUCCCAGAGGAGCCUUCGUUUACAGCACACUCAUGGACCUCAUACGAGAGGAGUAUCACAAGCGGGGCUUCCUGGAAGUGCUCUCCCCCAACGUGUACAACAGCAAGCUCUGGGAGACCUCGGGCCACUGGCAGCAUUACAGCGAGAACAUGUUCACCUUCCGUGUUGAGAAGGAGACUUUCGCCCUCAAACCCAUGAACUGUCCAGGACACUGUCUGAUGUUUGCCCAUCGUCCACGGUCCUGGAGGGAAAUGCCUGUUAGGUUUGCUGACUUUGGAGUUCUUCACAGAAACGAGCUGUCGGGGACUCUGAGCGGCCUGACCCGCGUCAGGCGCUUCCAGCAGGACGACGCUCACAUCUUCUGCACCGUGGAGCAGAUUGAAGAAGAAAUCAAGGGGUGUCUGCAGUUUUUGCAAUCCGUUUACUCAACAUUUGGCUUCACUUUCCAAUUAAACCUGUCCACAAGGCCUGAGAACUUCCUGGGAGAGAGCGAGAUGUGGGCUGAAGCUGAGAAGCAACUGCAGAAUAGCUUGGUGGAAUUUGGAAAACCAUGGAAAUUGAACCCAGGAGAUGGAGCAUUUUAUGGCCCUAAAAUUGAUAUAAAAAUCAAAGAUGCUAUUGGCAGAUACCAUCAAUGUGCAACAAUUCAGCUGGACUUCCAACUGCCUAUUCGAUUUAAUCUCACAUAUGUUAGUAAGGACGGGGAUGACAAGAAGAGACCUGUGAUCAUCCAUCGAGCCACUCUGGGGUCCGUGGAAAGGAUGGUCGCCAUUCUCUCAGAGAACUGCGGGGGGAAGUGGCCUCUGUGGCUGUCUCCUCGUCAGGUCAUGGUCAUCCCUGUGGGGCCCACCUGUGAGAAAUACGCGCUUCAGGUAUAUAAUGAGUUUUUUGAAGAAGGAUUCAUGGCCGACGUUGAUUUAGAUCAUAGUUGUACACUAAACAAGAAGAUACGAAAUGCACAGCUGGCUCAGUAUAACUUUAUUUUGGUGGUUGGAGAAAAGGAAAUGGCGAAUAAUGCUGUAAACGUUCGAACAAGAGACAACAAAAUUCAUGGGGAAAUUUCAGUCAUUUCUGCCAUUGAAAAGUUGAAGAAUCUCAAGAAAUGCCGCACACUGAAUGCUGAGGAGGAGUUCUGAAGUUCGCCCCUCGUCCUGGCUUCGGUGUGGCUUUGUUUCCUCCCUGAGAUGUCUCCCCUCACCAGCUGGGCUGUCAGUGCGCGUCCGAGAACCCUGGGCGGCUGCUGGGUCCCCCAAUGGCCGCCGUUGAGAAGGGAGGAGCAGAUGGGCAGCUGCUGUGUCCCGAGCUAAGCUCACUGCUGUGCCCGGACGACACCAAAGGGCACACCUGGGAAAUCUUGAAGUAGGCCGUGUGUUGAAAGUCUUAAGUGCAGAAGUGUUAUUCACUGAAAGAACUAGGGAAUGAGGAUUGUGAAAUGCAUUGCUGAGAUGUGUGGUUUUCAAAGACAGCCGUCUAAUAAAAGUCUGCAGAGCUUCCUGCA